Molecule: messenger RNA, 495 nt
Organism: Gordionus sp. m RMFG-2023
Lineage: Eukaryota; Metazoa; Nematomorpha; Gordioida; Chordodea; Parachordodidae
Exons: 1
Coding region: 1-495 (164 amino acids)
Biological process (GO): DNA replication
Cellular component (GO): replication fork
Source: RefSeq, a predicted model, not a curated record
AUGCGGUUAUCUUCUGAAGAUGUUGAGUGUAAUUCCUGGCUUUUGAAUGUUGGAGAAUCUUUAUCAAAUGUUUCCAAUCCUUUACUUCCUCCAGAUUCGAUUGAAAUCCCAAAUUCAUUAUUAGAAAAUUCACUAAUCAAUAAAAUAUAUGGAAACUCCAUACAAAUAUCUGAUAUUAACCUAUUUUCAAAAAAAAUUAUAUUAACCACUAAAAAUAACAUAGCCCUAAAUUUAAAUAACGAAAUUAUUCAAAAACUACCAGGAAAUUCUAGGAUAUAUUUUAGCGCUGAUUCUAUACAAACAGAUAAUCCUGAGGAUUUACUUAAUUUCCCCAUUGAAUUUCUUCAUUCUCAAACCCCAUCAGGAAUGCCUCCUCAUAUUUUAAAUCUUAAAGUUGGGACAAUAAUAAUGCUUCUUCGUAACAUGAAUCCCAGCAGAGGCUUAUGCAAUGGGACACGACUUCUUAUCAAAAAUUUACAAUUUCAUAGAUUCUGA